Owenia fusiformis is the source of this 3405-nucleotide messenger RNA. NCBI's taxonomy places the organism in Eukaryota, Metazoa, Annelida, Polychaeta, Sabellida, Oweniidae. The record is from the annotation of a GenBank genome assembly.
GUGAAACUUGAUUGGCUCAUUUUGCACACGUGGGGACUCGUGGUGAGCAUUGAUUGGACAAAGACUAGGAAACUCCGCCCCCUUCUUCACAAACUUCACGUUGUCCAGGAAGUCGACGGACAUUUAGAAAAUUCCGUCAAAGAACUAGAGAUUUCUCCGUCAUGUCGCGGAAAUUCCUUCUUUUAGGACUACUGGGUAUUCUCCUAUUAGCAGGUGGUUGCUAUGCAGAAGAUGAAACAGUAGAAGAAGAUAUAGGAAAAAGCAGGGAUGGGUCAAAAACAGACGAUGAAGCAGUUCAAAGGGAAGAGGAGGCCAUUAAACUAGAUGGCCUCAACGUCGCCCAAAUGAAGGAACUACGCGACCAAGCAGAAAAACAUACAUUCCAGGCUGAGGUCAAUCGAAUGAUGAAACUUAUUAUAAACUCACUAUACAAAAAUAAGGAGAUCUUCCUUAGAGAGUUAAUUUCAAAUGCCUCAGAUGCGCUAGACAAAAUACGAUUUUUAUCUCUAACUGAUCCAGAUGCGCUAAAAGCUACAGAUGAAAUGACUAUAAAAAUAAAGGCAGAUAAAGAAAAUCAUGUCCUACACGUCACAGAUACUGGAAUAGGUAUGACAAGGAAUGAUCUCAUUAACAAUCUCGGAACGAUUGCUAAGUCUGGAACUAGUGACUUCUUGAAGAAAAUGGAGGAUGGCUCAUCUGAAGGUGUCGAGAUGAAUGAUCUUAUCGGACAAUUUGGAGUUGGAUUUUACUCCUCUUUCUUAGUUGCUGACACUGUCGUGGUUACCUCCAAAAAUAAUGAUGAUGACCAAUAUAUCUGGGAAUCAGAUGCUAGCUCUUUCUCUAUCGCUAAGGAUCCCCGUGGCAACACCCUGCCCCGUGGUACCACCAUCAGCCUUCACCUGAAGGAAGAAGCCCAUGACUUCCUUGAGCCAAACUCUCUAAAAGACCUUGUGAAGAAAUACAGUCAGUUCAUCAACUUCAACAUCUACAUCUGGGAGAGCAAGACUGAAACAGUCGAGGAGCCCAUUGAUGAAGAUGAAGAGGAGGCUGAGAAGCCAGCUGAUGCUGAGGAGGAGAAAGCUGAUGAGGAUGAAGAUGAAGCUAAGGUUGAAGAGGAGAAGGAAGAGGAUAAACCAAAGACCAAGAAGGUUGAAAAGACCACUUGGGAUUGGGUCCUCAUGAAUGAGAACAAACCCCUUUGGACCAGAAAGGCUUCCGAGAUUGAGGACUCCGAGUACAAUGAGUUCUACAAGUCAUUCAGUCGUGACUCCGAAGACCCUAUGGCCAAAACUCACUUCACCGCUGAGGGAGAGGUCACCUUCAAAUCAAUCCUGUUUGUCCCUAAAACUUCCCCUGGAGAUAUGUUCAACAACUAUGGCAAAUCUUACGACUUUAUUAAGAUGUUUGUCAGGAGAGUGUUCAUCACAGAUAACUUUGCUGACAUGAUGCCUAAAUAUCUUUCUUUUAUUCGUGGAGUGGUUGAUUCUGACGAUCUCCCAUUGAACGUAUCCCGUGAGACCCUCCAGCAACACAAACUGUUGAAGGUUAUUAAGAAGAAACUUGUCCGUAAAUCACUCGACAUGAUCAAGAAAAUUGACAAAGAAGAGUAUGAAAAGUUCUGGAAGGAAUACAGCACCAACAUCAAACUUGGAGUUAUUGAGGACCACUCUAACAGGACACGCCUUGCCAAACUUCUCCGAUUUUUCACCUCCAACUCAGAGACAGAACAAACAAGUUUAGCAGAUUAUGUGGAGAGGAUGAAGGAAAAGCAAGAAACCAUCUUUUUUAUGGCUGGAACUAGCCGUGAUGAGGUUGUGAAAUCACCAUUUGUUGAGCGUCUACUUAAGAAGGGCUAUGAAGUAUUGUACCUCAUUGAGCCAGUUGAUGAGUACUGCAUCCAAGCACUUCCCGAGUUUGAUGGCAAGAAGUUCCAGAAUGUUGCAAAGGAGGGACUGAAGCUUGAUGACAGUGAGAAAGCUAAGGAAGCCAAAGAAGAACUUGAGAAGACAUUUGAACCACUGCUGACCUGGAUGAAGGAUGAUGCCCUCAAGGAUAAGAUUGAGAAGGCUACAAUUUCUGAUCGUUUGACGACCUCUCCAUGUGCUUUGGUUGCCAGCUCAUACGGCUGGUCAGGUAACAUGGAACGUAUCAUGAAGGCACAGGCAUACGCCAAGGCCCAGGACCCAUCCCAAAAUUUCUAUGCAAACCAGAAGAAAACUCUAGAAGUAAAUCCAAGACAUCCCCUCAUCAAGGAACUCCGUCAGCGUGUUGAGAAAGACAAAGAUGAUCAAACUGCAAAGGAUCUCGCCCUGGUCAUGUUGGAAACUGCAACUCUAAGAUCAGGCUACUCACUAUCAGACUCCUCAGGUUUUGCUGAGAGAAUAGAGCGCAUGUUGAGACUCAGUAUGGACGUACCAUUGGAAGAACAGAUUGAGGAGGAACCCGAAUAUGAAGAUGAUGAGGAGGCAGCUGAAGGUGAAGAUGAGAUUGAUGCUGAGGCUGAAGAUGAGGGAGAAGUUGAAGAAGAAGCAGUUGCUGAUGAGACGGAAGAUGCACAGACAGAGCAGAAGGAUGAAUUAUAAGUAUGGGGAUUCUAGGAAAGUAAACAUAGACUUGAUCAACACUUCAUCAUCAUUAUAGACUGUGGAACUUUCACACUCACAUCAUGUUCAUCAAAACAGAGGAUGUAUUCAUAAUUUCAUGGAAACAGGAUGUUGUCAUAGCAACAGGUUUCUGCUGUCAUAGUUACAGGCAACAUAAAUAUAUGUUACCAUAACAACAGAUUCUAGAUGUAGACAUUCCCACUGGAACUUUUAUUAUUAAGGAUUAGACAAUAUGUGAUAAUGGAGAAUUCCAGAAAUUCUUGUCACGAUGAAGGAUUAUCAUGAUAACGCAGUUACCAUGGUGAUGAUGAGGCAAGUAAAGCUGAAAAAUAAUGCUCAUAAUGCUAUGUACUAUAAAUUUGCCAAUGCCAAGUUAUUCUACCAUACAAUGGUAGUUUGAUUUACUCCAACACAAGAAAGGAUUAACUCUGCCACCGAAUUAUGCAAUUUGUUCCCUGAGUAAUAUGAUAAUUUUAUUAUUUCAUCAUUGAUUUUAUAAUGAGUCUAUUCAGAAGGGUUAUGGUUAUUUUUUCAAAGUGUGCAACAUUCCGAAGAAUUUGUCAAACUAAUGUCAUUAUUAUUUUAUCGAAGGGUAUUUUCAUGUUGUAAAAAGAUGAAUUGUAACUAACAAUGUGUAUUUAAUACAACAAAGCAAUGUUCUUGUACAUUGGUAGCAAUAUUACGGCAUUGUGCGAGCACCAAUUAGUUUUGAAUAAAAAUACAUAUUUAAGAUGUUUAUAAGAAAUAUUAUUUUUUGUACGUUUGUCAUCAUGGUAUGUAAUACAAGUUGUUGUAUGCAACU